Molecule: messenger RNA, 9525 nt
Organism: Xiphias gladius (swordfish)
Lineage: Eukaryota; Metazoa; Chordata; Actinopteri; Istiophoriformes; Xiphiidae
Gene: ptprfa
Product: protein tyrosine phosphatase receptor type Fa
Exons: 32
Coding region: 1209-6734 (1841 amino acids)
Biological process (GO): protein dephosphorylation
Molecular function (GO): protein binding; protein tyrosine phosphatase activity
Source: RefSeq, a predicted model, not a curated record
UUUUCUCCUGUAUCAUAGCGUCCUGCGUUGUGUAACCUGUUGUCUAUGCCUGUCUGCCUGCAAGCCAUAUUUCAUCAAUUAAAGCAACUUCACUACAUCAGCCUGUCUUUGUGUCUGCAUUCAGGUCCUCCCUGCCUUUGCUGUUAUCAGCAAUUGUGACCGUACAACCCUACCAAAGUAGACUGAGUUGACCUCAUAUUUGAUCCUCAGCCUUGAUUCACUUCAACUGUACUGCCAAGGUACUUCCAGCUUUAAGGGGAAGUUGCAGCCAUGUCAUGUCAAGAACUUUCACUGGCAAAACGUUUGGAAGAUAAUUUGUAGAUUGCCAGUGAAAGUUCUUGCAAUCUCAGUGUUUGUGGCCUGUUACCACAGCGCCUGUUAGCCACCAGCCUCUCUCCCAGUUGGCUAAUCAUCAGCAUGAAGCCCCAGUUGGCUAGCAAUCGGCCUGCUUGCCUCCAGUCUGCAUGUGAGCCAACUACUCUACAGCCUGCGCUCCAGUCAGCUAGUCUCCAGCCUGCUAGCCUGCGCUCGACAAGUCCUGUCUGCCCCUGUCCCCCAGCCAGCUAGCAUCCUGUCUGUUCCUGACUCUGAAGACCUUGAUUAGUCCCCUUUCUUUGGGACUCACCUUACUUUUGCUGGGAAGUAUCUAGGGGUCAGAUACUCCUGAAGGUGGCAUGGUUCGCGUAGACAUCAGUUUCCUUGUUCCUGAGAUGGGGGUUCCAGCCGAUAUCAAGCCUGUUCCCGAUCUGUUCCUGAGGCCUUAUGCUCAACCUCCGGAGGGAUCUUGUCCUUACCACUGCAAGACUCUCCGGGCCUUCCUCCUGAGGUUUCCUCCCCAGCCUCUGCUCUACCCAUGGACUGUCUGCCUGAGACAGACAUGUUUAUCCCUUCAUCUCCCCAGACCUGCCAUUCUCUAUCCGCCCAGCCCCCGGACUUUUUCCUGUCUUCAAUUCCACUUGCUCACCUGUUUGCCAUUUGCAAUUCGCUGGCCUUCCCUGCCCACUCACACACCUGUUCCUAGUUACCUCAUCACCCUGGUCACUAUUUAACCCUGUCAUUUUCACCAACUGCUUGUCGGUUUGUCUGCUUAUGUUUCCAUGUGUUCUCCUAUAUGCUAGCGACCUGUGUUUUGUAACCUUUGGUCGACAUCUGCCUGCCUGCCUGCCCUUCUACCUGACUGUGUCUGCCUGCCUGCUUGUCAAUCUGUCAUGUCAACCUGUCUGCCUGUAAUUGAGUUUGAUGACGGCUCAGGCUCAGUGCUGCGUAUCCAGCCUUUGAGGACCCACCGUGACGAAGCCAUCUAUGAAUGCACAGCCACCAACAGUGUGGGAGAGAUCAACACCAGUGCCAAACUCACUGUCUUAGAGGAAGACCAGAUCCCGCAUGGUUUCCCUACCAUAGACAUGGGGCCCCAGCUCAAGGUUGUGGAGAGAACCCGUACUGCUACGAUGCUGUGUGCAGCCAGUGGCAACCCUGACCCAGAGAUCUACUGGUUCAAAGAUUUCCUACCUGUGGACAUCAGCAGCAGCAACGGACGCAUUAAGCAGCUGCGUUCAGGAGCACUUCAGAUUGAGAACAGCGAGGAAUCAGACCAGGGCAAGUACGAGUGCGUGGCAGUCAACAGUGCCGGGACUCGCUACUCGGCUCCAGCUAACCUUUAUGUUCGAGUUCGUCGUGUGCCUCCCCGCUUCUCCAUCCCCCCCACCAAUCACGAGGUGAUGCCUGGCGGCAGCGUCAACCUGACCUGUGUGGCAGUCGGCGCUCCCAUGCCUUAUGUCAAGUGGAUGACUGGCGAGGUGGAGCUGACCCGAGAGGAGGAGAUGCCUAUUGGCCGCAACGUCCUGGAGCUCACCAACAUCCGACAGUCUGCCAACUAUACCUGCGUGGCCAUAUCAUCCCUGGGCAUGAUUGAAACCACGGCCCAGAUCACUGUCAAAGCACUGCCCAAGCCACCCACUUCCCUCACUGUGACAGAAACCACAGCAACAAGUGUCACCCUGACCUGGGACUCUGGCAACCCAGAACCGGUGUCCUACUAUGUGAUCCAGUACCGUGCUAAACUGUCUGACAACGGCUUCCAGGAAGUAGACGGAGUAGCCACCACCCGAUACAGCAUCGGUGGCCUCAGCCCCUUUUCUGAAUACGAGUUUCGUGUCAUGGCUGUCAACAACGUCGGCCGGGGACCCCCCGGUGGUAUUGUGGAAACCCGUACGAGCGAGCAAGCACCCUCAUCACCUCCUCUUCACGUCCAGGCACGCAUGCUGAGUUCCAGCACCAUGUUAGUCCAAUGGGAACCUCCAGAGGAGCCCAAUGGCCAAAUCCGGGGCUACAGGGUUUACUACAGCUCCACACAUGACGUCCCACUCAACGCCUGGCAGAAACACAACACAGAUGAUAGCCAGCUCACCACCAUCUCAGGCCUGACCACAGAUAUCACCUACAGCCUGAGAGUGCUGGGGUUCACCUCUGUGGGAGACGGUCCUCCUUCUGAUGUUCUGCAGAUCAAGACCCAGCAGGGAGUUCCAGCUCAGCCAUCUGGUUUUGAGGCUGAGGCUGAGCUGGAUUCACGCAUCAUGCUGUCAUGGCUUUGGCCUGUCCAGGAGCCAAUCAUUAGCUUUGAACUGCUCUACUGGGAGGCCAACAAUCCCACAGACAAGCAUCGUGUCACUUUUAAUCCAGCAGGCUCCUAUGCAGUUGAUGGUCUAAAGCCAGAUACACUCUACAUGUUUUCCCUGGCAGCACAAUCUGAGAUGGGUUUAGGAGUCUUUACUCAGCCUAUUGAGGCCAGGACUGCCCAAUCCACCCCUUCAGCCCCUCCCCAGGAGGUACACUUGCUCAGCCUCAGCUCCACCGGCAUCAAGGUGAGUUGGGUAGCACCACCCACGGACAGCUGCCAUGGGGAGAUAGUGCGCUACUCCCUAGCCUACCAAGCACUCACAGGGGAGGACAUGGAGCGCCACCAGGUGUCAGGGAUUGGUGCUGAUGUCACCAGCUACGUGCUGGAGGACCUGGAGAAGUGGACGGAAUAUAUGGUGUGGGUGAGGGCUCACACUGACGUUGGGCCUGGCCCAGAGAGCCCCGCAGCCCGCAUCAGAACCAAGGAAGAUGUGCCUGGAGCUCCUCCCAGGAAGGUGGAGGUGGACACCCUCAACUCCACUGCCCUCAGGGUGACCUGGAAACCUCCCCUGUCCGUGAAGCAGCAUGGCCAGAUCAGAGGCUACCAGCUGGUCUACUCCAGGCUAGAGAAAGGGGAGCCUCAUGGCCAACCGAUGAUUAUGGACGUUUCCCUCCCUGAAGCCCAGGACGCGAUUAUAAUAGGUCUGCUCCCAGACACUACCUACUCUUUGACUGUGGCUGCGUAUACCACCAAAGGCGAUGGAGCUCGCAGCAAGGCCAAGGUGGUCACCACUACAGGAGCAGUGCCUGGUAAGCCUACUAUGAUGAUCAGCACCACCAUAGGGAACACUGCACUGAUCCAGUGGCAGCCCCCUAAGGAGAUGGUGGGGGAGCAUGUGGGAUACCAGCUGCAGUACAAGAGAGCAGAGGAGGAAGCUUUCACUAUCAAAGACUUCAGAAAGAUAGACGAUCAUUUCACAGUCACCGGCCUCCACAAGGGAGCCACCUACAUCUUCAAACUGUGCGCCAAGAACCGAGCAGGCAACGGAGAGGAAUAUGUGAAGGAGAUCAGCACCCCUGAAGACAUUCCCAGCAGCUACCCGCAGAAUCUGAGUGUGGUAGGCCUAACUGCCAGCUCCACCCAGCUGGCCUGGGACCCCCCUCCUCUGGCCGAGAGGAACGGGAAGAUUGUGAAGUACAUGGUGGUGUAUCGAGAUAUCAAUAGCCAGCACAACAACACCAACAUUACCACAGAAACACAGAUGACCGUCAAAGGUUUGCAGCCUGACACAACCUACGACAUCAGAGUCCAAGCUUUCACCAGUAAGGGGGGAGGUCCCAUCAGCCCUAGCAUCCAGAGCAGGACCAUGUCCACUUCCAUGCCAGACCUUCCUCCAGUGUUCACCAAGAACUUUGGUGUGAAGGCUGUGAUGAAAACCUCUGUCCUGCUGACCUGGGAAGUGCCAGAAUCCUACAAAUCUCAAGUGCCUCUUAAGAUCCUGUAUAACCAGCAGAGUGUGGAGGUUCAAGGUAACCUGAAGAGGAAGUUGAUCACACAACUGCAGCCAGAUACUGAUUAUUCCUUUGUGCUGAUGAGCCGGGGGAACAGUGCCGGCGGCCUCCAGCAGCAAGUUUCCAUCCGAACAGCUCCAGACCUGCUAAAGAUGAAACCUGCUCGAUACCAACACGAUGUGGAGGACGGUAGUAGAGUGACUGUCAGUCUGCCCAGGGCCCCUGCUGGAGCCCCUGUCAGGUGGUACUACAUAGUGGUUGUCCCAGUCACCCCGGCUUCUCUUAGCAGAUGGGAGAACCCAGAAGACAUGGACAUGCAUGAGCUCCUAGAGGCUGGCGCUGACAGCAGUCUGCAGAGAAAGAGGAGACAGAGCCAGGACUUCCUGCAGCCCUACAUUGCAGCAAAGCUGGAUACUCUGCCUGAGAUCUUCACUCUGGGUGAUGAGAAGAAAUACAAUGGCUACUACAACAAACCUCUCCCUGGCCAGCAGCAGUAUCGCUGCUUUGUCAUGGCUGACCUGACAGACAACGAGUAUCAGAGAACUUUUGCGGCGAGCCCAUUCUCCGAGCCAUUCAUGGUGAAGCUCCAGAGUGGGAUGACCCGACAAACUGAGGACCCAGAGAUGCUGUGGGUGAUGGGUCCAGUCCUGGCUGUCAUUCUCAUCAUCAUCAUAGUCAUUGCUAUUCUACUCUUCAAGAGCAAACAAGAAAGGAAGCGAACAUCUCCAGCCAAGGAUGAGCACAUCGCAGGGGUCAAGGACUCACUACUGGAUCACUCCUCAGACCCUGUGGAGAUGAGGAGACUCAACUAUCAGACACAAGGUUCCAGUGGCCUCAGUUGCCCAAACACUCCAAGGAUGAGAGAACAUCCUCCCAUUGCUGUCCCUGACCUGGGAGACCACAUAGAGAGACUCGGGGCCAACGAUGGUCUGCGCUUCUCUCAGGAAUACGAGUCUAUUGAUCCAGGACAGCAGUUCACCUGGGAGAACUCCAACCUGGAGGUCAACAAGCCAAAGAACCGCUAUGCCAAUGUUAUCGCCUACGACCACUCCAGGGUCAUCCUCACACCAGUGGAUGGAGUUCCAGGUAGCGACUACAUCAACGCUAAUUACAUUGAUGGCUACAGGAAGCAGAAUGCUUACAUCGCCACACAGGGGCCACUGCCGGAGACAUUGAGUGACUUCUGGAGGAUGGUGUGGGAGCAGAGAACCUGCACCAUCAUUAUGAUGACCCGCCUAGAGGAGAAGUCACGGGUUAAGUGUGACCAGUAUUGGCCCAGUCGAGGCACAGAGACAUAUGGGAUGAUUCAGGUGACCAUGCUGGACACUGUGGAGCUGGCUACGUACAAUUUACGCACAUUUGCCCUCUAUAAGAAUGGCUCGAGUGAGAAGAGAGAAGUUCGACAGUUCCAGUUCAUGGCCUGGCCUGACCAUGGAGUGCCUGAGUAUCCAACCCCAACACUGGCCUUUCUACGCAGAAUCAAGGCCUGCAACCCUCCAGACGCUGGACCCAUGGUGGUUCACUGCAGUGCUGGUGUGGGCCGGACAGGCUGCUUCAUUGUGAUCGAAGCCAUGCUGGAGAGGAUGAAACACGAGAAGUCGGUGGACAUUUACGGUCAUGUCACAUGUAUGCGAGCCCAGAGGAACUAUAUGGUGCAGACAGAGGAUCAGUACAUAUUCAUCCACGAGGCCCUGCUUGAAGCUGCAACAUGUGGCAACACAGAGGUCCCUGCCCGCAACCUUUACGCCCACAUCCAGAAGCUCACCCAGAUCCCUCCUGGAGACACUGUCUCCACCAUGGAACUGGAGUUUAAGAAACUGGCCAAUUCUAAAGCACAUACCUCAAGAUUCAUCAGUUCCAACCUGCCGUGUAACAAAUUCAAGAACCGCCUGGUGAACAUCAUGCCUUUUGAGUCCACACGUGUCUGCCUGCAGCCAAUCAGAGGGGUGGAGGGCUCCGACUACAUCAACGCCAGCUUCAUUGACGGAUAUAGGCAGCAGAAAGCAUACAUGGCCACCCAGGGCCCAUUAGCUGAGACCACAGAGGACUUCUGGAGAAUGUUAUGGGAACACAACUCCACCAUUGUAGUCAUGCUCACCAAACUCCGCGAGAUGGGACGGGAAAAGUGCCAUCAGUACUGGCCUGCCGAGCGCUCUGCACGCUACCAGUACUUUGUUGUGGACCCCAUGGCAGAGUACAACAUGCCUCAGUACAUCUUGAGAGAGUUCAAGGUCACAGACGCCAGGGAUGGUCAGUCGAGGACCAUCAGGCAGUUUCAGUUCACUGACUGGCCAGAGCAAGGAGUGCCAAAAACUGGCGAGGGAUUCAUUGACUUCAUUGGCCAAGUUCAUAAAACUAAGGAGCAAUUUGGACAGGAUGGACCAAUCACUGUGCACUGCAGUGCUGGUGUUGGGCGGACUGGUGUGUUCAUCACCUUGAGUAUCGUCUUGGAGAGGAUGAGGUACGAGGGAGUGGUCGACCUCUUCCAGACCGUCAAGACGCUCCGAACUCAGAGGCCAGCCAUGGUGCAGACAGAGGACCAGUACCAACUGUGCUACCGGGCUGCUCUGGAGUACCUGGGAAGCUUUGAUCACUAUGCAACAUAACCCCAACCAGAAAGACACUCUCGGAAGAAUUUGGUGUCUUCUCUGAGCCAUAUCCACUCAGCUCCAUCAGUCCUUGCAGCCUGAUGAGGAGGUUACAAGGAGGACUGAUGAGGAGGUGAACACAGCACGAAACAGGGAAGAUUAGAAGAAAGAGGAGAGGAGAUGGGACCGCCUCCCACUGGACUUGUGCCAUGAUUCUGCCACUGACCCAACACCCAAACCUCCCAAAAACUAACCCUGAAAACCUCGUAGUCAUGCCGCAUUCUGAUUCUUGACUGAAUACUUCCAUCACUUCCCAAUUUCUGCCUCCUCCUAAUAGCAAAAACUAUUUUUUUGCUAUUUUCGUUUAUAUUCAUCAUUACUAUGUUGUUAUGAAUAUUUAGAAAUUAUUUUGUAAUCACUUACCAUGGUUAUUAUAUGUCUUAAUGGGUCUUUUUUUAAUUUUACUUAUCUUUUUAUUAUUUUUAUUAGCACAGAUGACAUGUAUUUUCAACAUGCUCAAAGUUAUUAAUACUGGAGAGCAUAUACUCACAGCUGCUAAUAAUUUUAUUUUGUACCAUAGAUAUGAUAUUCUAAAGUGAUCAUUACUUAGUGGGCCCUGAUUUAGAGGGAAAUGUGGGUUUUGACUUAAUGUCUUUACUUCCAACAGAGUGAUAAUGAUAAUAUCUACCAACAGACAAAGUUUGUGAAUUACAGUGUGAAAUAAACCUAUGGCUAUAAACUUGCAAAGACUAGUCACGUGGGCUGCACUUGGUAAAUGGACAGCACUUAAAGAGCAAUUUUCUAGUCUCAUCGUCUACUCAAAAGCGCUUUACACUACUGCCACAUCCACCCAUUCACACACACAUUCAUACAGCGCUCUUUUCUAUACAUACUGCGCUUUCUACACAAACACACAGUUGGGGGGCAAUUUGGGCUUCGAUAUCUUGCCCAAUGGACACUUUGACAUGCCAACCCAAGGAGCCGGGGAUCGAACCACCAAGCUUGCUGUUAGUGGACGACCUGCUCUACCUCCUGAGCCACAGCCGCCACAUCUGAACAACUGCUAGCAUGUACAGAGUUUCUUGUCCAUAAAUGUUGACUGAUUUUCUCACAGCCUUCAGAGACCAGGAAAAAUUCCAACACAAGAAAUAGAAAGCUGUUGGAAAGGUUGGAUACACAAUAGUUUUCACAUCCCUUCUUAACAUGGACUCAGGCAGACCGGACACCCUAUUCUUGAGAGUUUUUGUGAAAUAAGUGUGACGAUGUAAAUUGCGGAUCACAUGCUCCAUGCAUGAAAAAAGAAAAGAAAUCGAUUAUGAGACCAGAGAAGAAUUCCAUCACCCCAGUUUAUGACCAGAUGUCUUCUUCUUAGAGCACUGGACCAAGACUCAAUGCCGAACUUAAAUCAAAUUGGUUUAGUUGCGAAACCUUGAAAGGUAAGACUGGCUUUCUUCUAUAUUUUCUUUGUGUCACCUAAUCCCAAGUAAAGACUUAAACCAACAAUUUGUUAGUCCGUCUCUCAAUAUUUUAUGACUUCCCUACCCUGUCUGUGGCUCUUAGCACCAAGCUGUUCCCAUCAAAAACAUACAUUUUUUACUGAAAUUUUUAAAAAGGUUCAGUAAUUUCCUAUAACAGGGUGACACUGUAGUUUUUGGCGGAUAUUUCUCAAAACAGGAGGAAAUGCAUUUGUUUGGGACUAUUUUCAGCACCGGACGCAUCCUGAUUUGAUGCUCUAGUGAGUGUUUGGGGCAGCAGGACAGCUUAUGUGGGACUGAGUCAAAAUAAACUACAGUGUUUUCACCCAGUGGAUCAGCGUGGCUCUCUGAUGUGUUUUAAUAGUGCAUGGACAACAACUGAGCUGUGUGGAACAGAGGAAUAAGAUAUGUCUCUCUUUGAUACACAGACACUACUUGUUAGUAGAAUCAAUUCAUUGUUGGUUUGGGUCUGCACAUGGGAUUUCUUGAUAGAGCAAACAUUUAGAAUAUCAUUGGAAUUUUCCUUUGAACAAAGCUUAAAUCUAUAUUCCUUGAUUUUGUUAGAACAGCUAACAACCUGUCAAUGUUUUCAAACCAACACAGUUCUCAGCUGAAUUUUAAAGCAUUAACAGUGAGUUUGGAGGAAAUUUGGGAUUUGGGGGGCACUAUUAGAUCAUGUGCGAAAAAUCAAAAAGUAUGACGGGCCAGCUCAACAAAAUCACAGAAAAAACCUAUUUUAUCAAUUACCUUUAGGUUGCCUUCAGCCAACCAGAUUUUUUAUAAUUAAAAAAUGCUGUGUGUAAAUGGCAAUCUGGUCUUCUGUGCUCAUACUCAUUUCACAAAAUUUCUGGAUAUUUUGUUGAUACAAAAAUAACGCAUUUGUUGUCAAGUCAAUGGAGUAUGGACUGUGUACCAUUACAUCAUGGACCACAUGUACUGCACCCAACAGGACGCUCGACAUCAUGCAGCAAAGUGUAGUGAUGUUUGUGAUCCCCACACAUUUCUGACUCAUCAUAGGACUAGCACCUUUCUGUUCGCAUACGAGGCUUUAUAUGUACAUGACACACAAGCAGUUUACAGGAUCCCAAUUCAUGAUAUAUUUACAGUUUAAUUAUUUUAUCACUGUGUUUGCAGGCAGACAGACUAGUAACUCAGAGCAGCAUCAGUGUUCAGUGGUGGAUAUCUGUGGUUUUCAAUGGAUGAGAUGACACAGUGAGGUGGUUUUGGGUGGAGUCUAUGGGGUCCUAUCUGUUGUAUACAUGAUCUGUUUUCUAUUUGUUAAUAAAAAGCAGAGAAAAAUGUCUUGAAAACCUUGAUGUUAAUAAAGUUGUAUA